Molecule: messenger RNA, 489 nt
Organism: Coniophora puteana RWD-64-598 SS2
Lineage: Eukaryota; Fungi; Basidiomycota; Agaricomycetes; Boletales; Coniophoraceae
Exons: 4
Coding region: 243-446 (67 amino acids)
Source: RefSeq, a predicted model, not a curated record
AGUCAAAGAACACAUGUAAGCGACAUAAGUCUUCCAGUCCACGAAACCAUCAGUGACGGAGUUGAGGGGUUGUGUGAGGCGCAGAGACGAAGUAGGCGCGGCGAGGGAACCGUUCGAAGUUCCGAUGCCAAAGCCCAAGGGAUCAAUGGAAACUGAACGUUGGCGUUGAGAUAGGGCCGAUGGUCCAAGAGGCGAUGGGAUCGGUCAUUCCGUGAAGUAAGCGCUCCAAUGGGGCUCAACGGAUGUCCUAUCCGCACCCAAGCCGCCUAUGUGCAAUAUCUAAAAUUGAAGUGGAUGAUUGGUACGAUCUUUCCAUUUUAAGUACACUCGCCUCGCAGACGUACACUGCUAAAUUUUGGCCGUUCACAACUCAGCGAUUGGUCACUCAGAUUUGGUGCCAAGAGGUCAGAAAUAGAGGAGCGCAUACAACUCAAUGCAUCGGUUGAUCCUCCCCGGAUCUCACGUGUCGGACGAGUAAGCAAAUGUAAU